CCACCACCACCGGCCUACUCUGAGGCUGACCUGCUUCCUCUACUCUCUACACCCAAAUUAAACAACACACUCCGCCCACACACCAACAUAAUCAUCAUGUCUUCUCAUUCCACCCACCACCUCUUUCUCUCUCUCCCACCUUCUGUUUCUCCCUCCUCCAACUACGAUCAACCUAGACAUGUACCUGACCUUUGGUUGUUCGGAGCUGAAGACAGAAGGGUUCUUCCUUCAAUCUGCAAUGCGGUUUCCAAAUCUCGCACUCGAGACGUCUUUCAACCAGUGAUUAAUAAGUGGCAUAAGAAUCCUUCGAUUCUGGGGGAUGACACACAACAAGAUGAAGAGGCUCCUCCUAUCAAGGACGACGACUCUGCAACAACCGAGAUCAUCAAGGAGCAUGUGGAAUCCAUCAAGUCCAUGCUGUCUUCUAUGGAGGACGGGGAGAUCAGCGUAUCAGCGUACGACACCGCCUGGGUUGCUUUGGUCGAAGACGUCAAUAGUAGUGGUUCCCCGCAGUUCCCUUCCAGCCUCGAAUGGAUUGCCUACAACCAGCUCGAAGAUGGCUCUUGGGGUUUCGAGGACUUCUACUCCGCCCACGAUCGAAUCAUUAGCACCCUCGCCUGCGUCGUUGCUUUGAAAUCGUGGAAUCUCCACCCCGACAAAUGCGACAAAGGAAUGAGGUUUUUCAAGAAAAACCUAAACAAGCUGGAAGACGAGAAUAUCGAACACAUGACUAUAGGGUUCGAGGUUGCGUUUCCCUCUGUUUUGGAAAUAGCUCGGAGCUUAAACCUUGAAGUUCCUGACGACUCUCCUGUGUUGCAUAAGAUCUAUGAUUGCAGAAACCUAAAACUAACCAAGAUACCCAAGGACAUACUGCACAGAGUACCCACAACCCUUCUUUAUAGCAUGGAAGGGAUGGCAGGUCUCGACUGGGAAAAGCUUCUGAAACUCCAAUGCCAAGACGGCUCGUUCUUGUUCUCUCCGGCGUCCACUGCCUACGGGGCUCAGCAGACCAAGGACCAAAACUGCAUAUCCUAUCUGUCAAGAGCAGUCCGCAAGUUCAAUGGAGGAGUCCCUAAUGUGUACCCAGUCGAUUUGUUCGAACACAUUUGGGCAGUGGAUCGGUUGCAGAGGUUGGGAUUGUACAGAUACUUUGAUCCGGAGAUUAAGGAAUGUAUGAACUACGUAGCCAAGUUCUGGACUGAGAAAGGGAUUGGCUGGGCGAGAAACUCAGAGGUUCAGGACAUCGAUGACACAGCGAUGGGAUUCAGACUGCUCCGAUUGCAUGGGCUCAAAGUGUCAGCUGAUGUGUUUAAGCAUUUCAAGAAAGGGGACGAGUUUUUCGGCUCCGCCGGACAAUCAAACCAGGCUGUGACUGGAAUGUACAACUUGUAUAGGGCAAGUCAGGUGGCCUUGCCGGGAGAGAAGAUCCUCUAUGACGCUAAGGAGUUUUCAACAAAGUUCCUUAGGGAGAAGCAAGCUUCAAAUGAGCUUCUAGACAAGUGGAUCAUAAUGAAGGACUUGCCCGGAGAGGUGGGAUAUGCACUUGACGUUCCAUGGUAUGCGAGCUUACCUCGACUGGAGACUAAAGUCUAUAUCGAACAGUAUGGUGGUGCAGAUGACGUAUGGAUUGGCAAGACUCUCUACAGUAUGCCCUAUGUUAACAAUAAUUUGUAUCUUGAACUGGCAAAGGUAGACUUCAACAAUUGCCAAGCACUACAUCUCAGUGAAUGGGACAACCUUCAAAAGUGGUACGGAGAAUGGAAACUUGGAGACUAUGGAUUAAGCAAAAAGAGUCUCCUCACGGCUUAUUUUGUUGCCGCAGCAAGUAUCUUUGAACCUGAAAGGGCAAAUGAACGACUCGCAUGGGCUAAGACGGCCUCCUUAGUUGAUACAAUCGAGUCUAAUUUUAAGGGGGAACCUUCUCAUCAAGAUAAGAAGGCGUUUGUUGAUGAGUUCAAAAACCUUUCCAAUAUGCGAGAGUAUGAAGUUGCAAGGAGGUCGAAUAAGAACAAGACUGCUGCGCAAGGAAUUGUGGGGGCUUUGUUGGCGACGUUAAGCCAACUCUCAUUGGACACCAUGGUGCUACAUGGCCAAGAUAUAUCCCAAUCUCUGCGUCAAACUUGGGAACAGUGUCUACUGAAAUGGCUAGAGAAAGGAGGACGGCACCAAGAUGAAGCCGAGCUGCUAGUAGAAACAAUAAACCAAACCGCUGGCAUUUCACUAACUCGGGGGUUGCUGUCCAAUACUCAUCCAGAUCAUGACGAGCUUAUCAAGCUGACUAACAAAGUUUGCAAUCAACUUCGUUCUUGCCUAAACCAAAAGCACAAGGUAAAUGAUAAUGGGGCCUGCGGAACGAAAAUGAACCUGACAACGCAGGCAAUAGAAUCAGACAUGCAAAAGCUUGUGGAAUUGGUGAUAACAUCUUCGGAUGUGGAAUCCUUAAUUAAGCAAAGCUUUUUCACAGUGGCGAGGAGUUUCUACUAUUUGGCCUACUGUGACCCUAAAAUCAUAAGCCAGCACAUUGACAAAGUACUCUUCCAGAGAGCAAUUUGAUUAACUCGCAGGAGAUUAAUUAAGUCAUUGUAGAUAGCUAGUAUGAGGUUCUAUGUAAUCCACAGAAUUAAUCUUCAUCAAUUAAAGUACCCCUCAGAU
Argentina anserina (silverweed cinquefoil) is the source of this 2652-nucleotide messenger RNA. Its product is annotated as ent-copalyl diphosphate synthase 1-like. Gene Ontology annotation, biological process: gibberellin biosynthetic process. The record is from RefSeq and is a predicted model, not a curated record. Gene Ontology annotation, molecular function: magnesium ion binding; terpene synthase activity. NCBI's taxonomy places the organism in Eukaryota, Viridiplantae, Streptophyta, Magnoliopsida, Rosales, Rosaceae. The coding region runs from base 97 to 2553 and encodes 818 amino acids. Gene Ontology annotation, cellular component: chloroplast. The transcript has 15 exons.